Messenger RNA from Anolis carolinensis (green anole), 5782 nucleotides. RefSeq names its product kelch like family member 41 (gene klhl41). Gene Ontology annotation, cellular component: M band; cytoskeleton; sarcoplasmic reticulum membrane. The coding region runs from base 1082 to 2902 and encodes 606 amino acids. The record is from RefSeq and is a predicted model, not a curated record. Gene Ontology annotation, molecular function: protein binding. Lineage: Eukaryota; Metazoa; Chordata; Lepidosauria; Squamata; Anolidae. Gene Ontology annotation, biological process: regulation of myoblast proliferation; regulation of myoblast differentiation; regulation of skeletal muscle cell differentiation. The transcript has 6 exons.
GGUCCUACUGUAAUUGCUACACUCAGUUGUAACCACAUUCCUUCUCUAACUCUCUCAGUGUUUUCAAACUCAUAGCCCAGUGGUCUCUAAACUUGUGUCCUUUAGGUUUUUUGGAUUUCAACUACCAAACCCCCCAACCAUCUUGGCCAACAAACCAGAAUUCUGGGAACUGAAGUCCCAAACAUCUGGAAAAACCAAAUUUGAAUACCAAAUACAAUACUAUUCCUAUAAAUUAGAACUUAAGAAUUUGUUAUUAAGCAUUGUAUGUUUUGUUUGCUUCUGGGGAUGCUCUUUUGUAUUGAGCCCAUUUUAGGUGUUAUAUGCUGUGCAGCACAGCCCUGUAUGGAUGGGCAUUUAUGUCUAGCCCACGUGUUAAGCACUAACAAGAUUAUUAAAGUGCAUUAAAAUUUUGGGACUUGAUCCACGUUUUUAUUGUUACUGUUGUAUACUCAUAUUCUUUCUUUUCUCUCUCUUUCAUUGAAUAGUUGGUCAGUGCUUUCAGCCAAUUAACCUUUACCAUUGUGUGACAGCCAAAUAAGUUAACAGGACAUAAAUAACCUUUCAGAUAUUGAUUACAUAGUUUAUUUUUCUAGGAGUAUGAACUGCCUUCAUUUGUCUAUAAUAUUAUAUUUUAAAUGUUUUUAUGAAUGAACAUCAUACGUUUGUCUGAUGAUUCCAUAUUUUCAAAUCAUGUUUGAGGGUAGCAACAAGAAUGAUUUUGAGACCUAUUUCAUAGCAACUCCCUUUGGAUCUAAUUUUGACUCCUUGCUAAUGUAAGGUUCUAAGUAUAUUCUAUAAGUAAUCUCAGUGAUUCAAUGUGUGUAACCAAGUAAAACUGAUUCCUUAGUGACUAAAAGCAACAGUUGCUUCUUUCAACCCAUAACAGCUGCAAGCCCUGCUCUUCUUUCCAUACCAUCCAUCCGAAAUUCCAAUUUGUGAAAGUCUGUAUCUAUAUUUAGACGUCAAGAUUAAAUUACAGGACCUUCAAGCCGGGCAAAGUGCACUGAUCUGCCUUUUCCAGGCAGACCUAAGUACCAACAAGAGGGCUCUCUCUCAGCUCCUUGUCCAGAUCUCCCACAAAAUGGAUUCUCAAAGAGAACUCACUGAAGAGCUUCGGCUUUACCAAUCCACUCUUCUGCAAGAUGGCCUCAGGGAGCUUUUGGAAGAGAAAAGGUUUGUUGAUUGUUCCCUUAAAGCUGGAGAUAAAAGCCUUCCAUGCCACAGACUGAUUCUGUCAGCCUGUAGUCCUUACUUCCGGGAGUACUUCUUAUCUGAGCAAAGUGAGGAGAAAAAGAAAGAGGUAGUCCUUGACAAUGUUGACCCUCUCACCCUUGACAUGAUUGUGAAGUACCUUUAUUCUGCCAGUAUUGACCUCAAUGAUUCGAACGUUCAAGAUAUUUUUGCCUUGGCGAGCCGCUUUCAAAUCCCCUCCGUGUUCACUGUGUGUGUUUCCUAUCUUCAGAAGAGGCUUGCUGUAGGUAACUGCCUGGCCAUCCUUAGGCUGGGUAUUCUCCUCGACUGCCCAAGACUUGCACUUUCUGCUCGCGAUUUUGUGUCAGACCACUUCGUGAAGAUUUGCAAAGAAGAGGAUUUCAUACAGCUUGCUCCCCAUGAACUCAUCUCGGUUAUUUCACAGGACGGCUUGAACGUUGAAAAGGAGGAAGUGGUUUUUGAAGCCGUAAUGAGGUGGGUGAAAAAAGAUAAAGAAAACAGAAUGAAGACUCUUGGAGAGAUCUUUGACUGUAUCCGCUUUCGGUUGAUGGAUGAGAAAUACUUCAAAGAGCAUGUUGAAAAAGAUGAUAUAAUCAAAAGCAACCCCGAUCUUUCCAAAAAGAUCAAGGUAAUAAAAGAUGCCUUUGCUGGGAAAAUGCCUGAACCUACCAAAGGUGCAGGAAAGUCAACCCAAGGAGAGGUUAAUGGUGAUGUCGGGGAUGAGGACUUACUCCCUGGUUGUUUGAAUGAUAUUCCAAGGCAUGGGAUGUUUACCAAAGAGCUCAUUCUUCUCAUCAAUGAUACUGCUUCGGUGGCAUAUGACCCUACAGAGAAUGAAUGUUACCUGGCAGCACUGUCAGAACAGAUUCCUAGAAAUCAUUCCAGCAUUGUCACAAAACAGAAGCAGGUCUAUGUGGUGGGAGGACUGUAUGUGGAUGAAGAGAACAAGGAAGCGCCUUUCCAGUCAUACUUUUUCCAGUUGGAUACUAUCACUUAUGAAUGGGCUGGCCUUCCUCCACUGCCAUCAGCCAGAUGCCUUUUUGGAUUGGGAGAAUCGGAAAACAAAAUCUACGUAAUUGCAGGCAAAGACCUCCAAACUGAGGAAUCCCUGGAUUCUGUAUUAUGCUACGAUGCCACAGCAGUCAAAUGGAGCGAGGUCAAGAAACUUCCACUUAAAGUCUAUGGCCAUGCUACAGCUUCACACAAUGGAGCUAUAUAUUGCCUUGGAGGAAAAACUGAUGAUAAAAAAUGUACUAACAGAGUAUUCAUAUACAAUUCCAAGAGGGGAGACUGGCGUGACCUUCCUCCCAUGAAAGUGGCCCGCUCUAUGUUUGGUGUUGCUGUUCAUAAAGGCAAAAUUGUGAUUGCAGGGGGCGUUACUGAAGAGGGCCUCUCAGCUUCCGUUGAGGCAUUUGAUCUCACCACUAACAAAUGGGAAGUUAUGCCAGAAUUCCCACAGGAGAGAAGCUCUAUUGGUUUAGUUGAAUUGUCUGGCUCCUUGUAUGCUAUUGGUGGCUUUGCGAUGAUUCAACUUGAAACAAAGGAAUUUGCACCCAAUGAAGUUAAUGAUAUCUGGAAAUAUGAUGAUGAGAAGAAAGAAUGGUGUGGCAUGCUGAAAGAAAUCCGUUAUGCUUCUGGAGCCUCCUGUCUUUCUGUUGGCCUGAAUAUGUUUAAACUGUCAAAGCUGUAAACCAAAAGACUCACUGACUAAAAGUGAGGCUAUUGUGGCCUCUUGUUUUGUUGUGUAAACCUGCCCUGUACAGACUGAUAAGUAAUUGUAUUGACUGAACUGUUAAUAUAUCUGUCCACCAUGUGUAUUAACCUCUGUAGGUGUAAACUCCCACUCUGUUUUUACUAAUAGUUUGAAUUUGAAGUAAAUUCUGCUGUAACAAUGAAUAAAACUGAAUAUAAAUCUAAAAAUCAGCAUGGAAGAUUUGGCUUCUAUUGCUGUUACAUCCCAACCCAAAGACACCCCUUUACCCAGCCUCUUGCAAGGUUUAAAAAAUGGAAACAUUUAUCAUAUGAAAAAUAUUUAAUAUUCCAUGAUAGUAGUCCAUAUAAAAUAGCUUCAUGAUUGUGUAUCCUCUUCACGCAACACUAUCACAGCUUCUCAAAUAUUUUUAUCUUUAGAUACUCCAUCCAUGCAUCCUUUGAUGAUAGUUCCAUAGAAUUCCAUUCAAAAUGGGGGAUCUGAAAUUAAAUGAAGGGAUCUGAAAUUAAAUGCUGUUUAUAUUACAUUUUGUCUAUAUUAUCUAUCCAGUUAUGUGGUUAUCUUCAAUGAAUAGAUUCUACCACAGAGACAAGAAAUAUACCAGGACUAAUUAUAUUUUUAUGAAAUAAAGUAGACACUGUACCUGAACCACCUGGUAACCCAGAAUCUCCAAAUGUCUCUUUUUCAUAGCAGUUUCUCCCUUCUGGUGAUUUGAGUUUUUGCAAAAGGCCUUUGAAUCAAGAAAUUCUAUCGCAAUUCUGAAUUAAAAAAUACAAUACAGAACAUAUACAAUUAAAAAAACCUCUGUUAUGCUGCAUACAAUAACCAGAAAACAAAUCUCAUUCUUGGCUAAGGUGAAUCAUCCAGACAAUAGAGACAGGGAAGCCCUCAAUGCAUAUAUUUCCAAUUUCCACAAGAAAAAGAGAGAAAGCUAAUAUGUUUCACAUAAAAAUACAAAGAGACUAUAAAUAUUAUAUUGCUACAUGUCGGCAACUGUAAUAUUGUUAAACACUUCUGAACUCUGCUUUGCCCCCCAUAAACACUAAAAUUGUGUUGUGGUUUAAGACAAAACUCUUCAGUUAUAUUCUCUUAGCGAUUUCCCUCACAAAACUGCAUGUUCUUGGAAGCAUGUUUAGAAAGCAUGCAAAAAUGUGGAGAAACGUCAUCUACAUGCUUAUUACAGCGAAUUUAAUGAACAAAUAGAAGGAAGAACAUAAUUUCAUUUUUUGAUGGUCCGUGUUUAUUUUAUUUAUAACCAAUAAUGCUUUAAUAUAAUAUUUCUCAAGCAGACAAUUUUUAAUGCUCUGAAUUCUCUACGUUCUUUGGGUGACAGUCAAUGUGAGGAAGGUCUGAUUUUAGUUAUUACAUAUAUUAUCUUGAAUCACUUUUGGGUGCAGAAGCGACGUGAGAACAUACUGCAAGUUGCUUCUAGUGUGAGAGAAUUGGCCGUCUACUGAGAUGUUGCCCGGGGAUGCCCGGAUGUGUUGCCAGGAGGCUUCUCUCAUGUCCUAGCAAGCUAGAGCUGACAGAUGGGAGCUCACCCCAUCUCACGGAUUCGAACGGCAGCCUUCAGGUCACCAACCCAACCUUCAGCAGCAGUUCAACCAACACAAGAGUUUAACGCAUUACGCCACCCCAACUCUUUUCACUGGUUUACAUAUUUUAUUUCUGUGGCAAAAAUAUAACGAAAUGUGUGCAUGUAGGGGAAUUAACCAACAGUCUUUAUUUUCAGUUUUCACUUUGAUUUUAUAUUUCAGCUUGCCUUGAUUCAAGAACCUCACAGUUCCAUUAACAAACUUGGUUCCAUACUUCAACAAGCUUAGUUUUUUCCCAUCUGAAAUAUGGCUCAGGAGUAUGCACAAUUCCUAAGGUGUACUUUCCAGAGUAACUUGUAGUAGAGUCCUACUGAGAGCUCUCUUAGUCAGACUCAAGCAAAAAGCAAUUUCACAUUAAGACACGUUUAAACCAACUUGCAUGCAUCUAGAAUGGGUAGGAAGGAAACCCUGUUUUUCUCAAUAGGCAUAUAGCAUACUAGAUUAGAUGAACAACAAGGUAUAGUAUUUUCUGCUGAACCGUUAUCUAUCUCUGAUUAGUGGUCACUGAAAUUCUUCUGCUUACUAGGAACAAGAACAAUCUGGCAAGUGAAGUAGAAUGGAUCUCCAUUCCCUAAAUUUAUUUUUUCAAAGCUGGUGUAUGUCAAUAUGAAAGGAGAGGAAAUACUGCAUGUAAAAACCCUACAGAAACUAGAAUAACUGUCAUGGUAGAAGAAAGACAAUCAUAAGUAUAGCAGGCAGGUAUUGGGGGGAAAAAGCUGCUUGGAACAGGCAGAUUUUUCCCUGUCUUCUCUUACUAGAAGAAAUCAGAGCAGCCCCUUUAUGCUUUUCAGAAAAGGUGUGAAGACUUUUCUGUUCAACAAAGCUUUUAAAUGAUUUUAUUGAGUCCUUCUAUGGUUAUUUGGGAAUUUUACAUAUAUUUUAUUGAAUCCAAUUUUACCACCUUUUAUAGCUUUAAUUAUUUGUAUGGCUUUUAUUACUUUUAUGUCUUGUUUAUGAAUGGUUUAUGUUAGGAUAAUGUUUUAACGAUGUUGUAAGCCGUCUUGGGUCAAACUGGAGAAAGGCAGAGUAAAAAUGCCUGAAAUAAAUGAACACUUCACUUGCACAAUCCUGAAGAAAGGGCAAUCCCUUGUGAAGGAUUCCAGGCUGGAAAAGCAAACAUCUAUGUGUUGUCUUCUGGUGUGUUUCGUGGUGUGGGGAGUUUUCCUUUGUGUGACAGAGAAGAAAAAACUUGCAUGCUACAGUGCUGCCCUUUCUAUUUGCACCAUCCAAAUAUACAAUAAAAGAUGUUAUCCCCAAGUGCCAA